UGUCGGAAGGGCUUCCUUACCCGUUGAUGCCCUCCUAUGUGCCACGCUGUCUCUCAGAUGACCAGAUCCAACUCCAUCAGAAGUUUGUCAUUUGUGUCACCUCAAGGUCUACUUAUCCAACAUGGACUUGAUUUUCUUGUUUCUGGCCUUAUUUUCCAUUGGACAUAGUGACGAUUCCUGUUCGUGUCCAGCUGGUUACUAUAAAAAGGGAAACUGCGAUGAUCUCUUUUCUGAGAGAUGUGGACAAUGUGAGAAUCGCACAUACACAGCAAACAACAACACUAGGAAUAAAUGCUUUAGUUGUAGCAGGUGUGAAGGUAAUCUAGUUGAAAAACAGAAGUGCACCUCCAAAAGUGACGUAGUAUGUGAUUGCAAGGAUGGAUACUACAAAUUGAGGAAAUCUUGCCACAUGUGCUACUGUGAAGGCUGUGAAAAUUCUAGCAAUAACCCUCCUUUUGAUAUGUGUGCGGCCUGUCUUAGCAAGGAACAGUGUUUGAAAGAUGCAAAAUGCAAGAAAAAAUGUGCAACUACGACGACAACUACUUCAUUCACAACCGAGACAAGUGAUUUCAACUCAAAUGAAUCACGAAAUGAAGCUCCGCUUAAUGCAGGAAAUGAUGUCCAGUGGUGGAUGAUCAUGAUCCUGGUUGUGGUGUUCUGCAUCUGUGUUGCCUCCUACCCUUGCUCUCAUCCCUGCUGCAGAAUCAACAAGAACCCUGGGAAGGAUACAGAAUGCUUUAAUGAAACUCAAAGUUAUUCAAGCAGCGACCCGACCACAGUGACAGUUAAGGUCUGUAAGGAAACCACCAUGAUGAUACCCUGCCAGACAUCAGUUGCACCAGUAAACAUGGACCACAUGGACGCUGUACUGCCAAACAAUGUUUCUAGGCAAGAGAAGGCAUGCGAGCGCUGGCCGCCCAUGGUCCUCUACGCCAUCAUCAAGGAGGUUCCCCUGCGACGGUGGAAGGAGUUCUUGAGGUUGCUGUCGGUGGCAGACCAUCAGCUGGAGCGUGUGGAGCUGGAGGUGGGCUUGGGCCUCCUUGAGAGGCAGUACCAGAUGUUGCUGCUGUGGAGUCAGGGCUCCUCCUCCAGUCUGGAACAUGUCUUCUCCGCCUUGCAUUCCAUGGAUUUGUCAGGCUGUGCUCAGACGCUGCAGGAGAACCUGGAGAAGCUUCAGCGCAGAAACCAGUCAAAUGAGGCUUUCAUCACCUGCUGAAGUGUCAUUUCAAGUAAAACAUUAGGAAAUGCCCAAUCACCCUCAAUUUACAGGGUGUGUGUGAGAAAUUCCAAGUCAAUCCGACUUACGGAGUCACACAUUGGGGUUUAACAACAGCAGCACUAUCUGGUGAAUUGAUCUGAGAAAUAAUAGCACUGCCAGCCUAGUCUGGGUGCAUGUAUUUGCUAUUUGUUUUGUUCUGUACAUUGGUUCAGGAUUAAAGCUUGCUUACACAUACAAAUACAUCCAAGCACAUGGCAAUAUAUGACAUAUUUGAGCAAGGUUGAGUCCCAGUUUCAGUCUUGAGAUAAAAAAUAACAACCCAGAAGAAAUCCUGGCCUACAGUAGAUACUGAAGCUGUGCAAGUUAUCACGAGUUCAAUACAUCAAGGAUAGAAAAUCUUUUUUUUUUUUUUUUCAAAGAUCAAAGAUUUUUAUUUUCUUAACUUUCUUGACUUGUUUCCUAGUGCAAUUGCAAAAUGUAUGAUGCUAAAAUAAGGAAAUGUAUACCUUACUUCCCUUUAUUUCUAGUUUCACAUGAUUGCACCAGUUUGAUGCUCUUUUACAAUUAUUAUGUUUUGGUGACACAAGAAUCCGGCUUCUUGCCCAGUGGAAAGGAAAAAACAAGCAAUGAGACUGAAAUCCCCACAAAAUGUCAUAAUCCCAGUUUGCACUUGCAGCAAGUUGUGUAUGUCAAAAGGCAUAAAGCGGUAUCACACCCUCCCCAGCCACACGUAUUCUGUCUAAACUCAUGGUUUCCUUUUGUGGUGUAUGCGUAACUCAUUUUGAAAAUGAAAACAUUGGGCUUUCCCAGUAAAACUGACUGAUAAGAACUUUAUUAUGAACUAAAAGGCAAUAUUUGUUCCUUGUUCUUGUCAAGCUGGAACACAUUGAUCCAAAUCUGUUUACUCUAUUGAUCCCAAGGGGAAAUUUUAUUUUGAUUUUGAUUGUCAGUAUUUUAUGUUUAAAUCUAUUUGUGUAUGUAUUUGUGUUUUUAAAUAUUGUAACUAUUUAUCAGAAUUGGAAAUGUUGUGUUUACUGGGUUUGUUUGUUGUUAUUUAUUUACUGUACACCAGGUAGCAGUCCUCUACAUUUUUUUUUCUUACCAAAAGAGUGAAACAAUAUUUGCUUAAACUCUUAGUAUUUUUUUUACAACUAUUCACUUCAGACAUUAUGAAUGUAUUCAAUGAUAAAUUGCCACAAAUGAGAUGAA
Messenger RNA from Nerophis lumbriciformis (worm pipefish), 2428 nucleotides. Its product is annotated as tumor necrosis factor receptor superfamily member 1A. Gene Ontology annotation, biological process: signal transduction; inflammatory response. Gene Ontology annotation, molecular function: tumor necrosis factor binding; tumor necrosis factor receptor activity. Lineage: Eukaryota; Metazoa; Chordata; Actinopteri; Syngnathiformes; Syngnathidae. The record is from RefSeq and is a predicted model, not a curated record. Gene Ontology annotation, cellular component: signaling receptor complex; membrane raft.